AUGGAUACCGAUGUCGAUGCAAUCGAUAUCGAUGAUGAUGAUGACGACGAUGCUGGUAAAUUUAGCAUCGCCAAUUACUGCCACCUUAAAGACGAUAACGCCCUCAUUGGUGAAGACAACGUUCUUUCAGCAGUGCACACGAAGCGCACUGCUGUUGACAGGUAUAAGUUAGCAACGGAAUUUCUGCUGACUCGCGAAGCGGUUGUCCGCUUCGUUCAAGACUCUAUUGCAGAUGCCCUAGACAAGAAGAAAAGAAAUGCAGACAAACAUGGAAGAGCAAGUGUUUUUUCAUUUAAUGAGGGAGACUUAGUACUACUGUCUGCAGUAAAUCCACCGAAACACGCAGUGGCAAACGUAAGCAGCAGUAAAACACUGCCCAAGUGUAUUGGUCCAUUUCGUGUGUUGCGCCGAAUGGGCAACGCAUACACGAUUGAACUGCCCCGUAAGAUGCGCACGCAUCCUACGUUUUACUUUGGACAUCUCCGCCCGUACUAUCAGUACGAGCCCGUUUCGAGAUGCGAGAAAUCCUCCGCGGUCGAGAGCCGAGACCACCUUCGGGUGGUCCGGUUUCAACGAGCCAGUCUGGUAUACUAG
This is a messenger RNA of Peronospora matthiolae, 594 nucleotides long. Lineage: Eukaryota; Oomycota; Peronosporomycetes; Peronosporales; Peronosporaceae. The record is from the annotation of a GenBank genome assembly.